GAUGACGAACGCACGUUCAACCGCGUGCUCAAGGUGGACAAGGCCUACCACUCCAGACACAUGCUUCCCUGCGCCGAGCCGUACGUCGCGUCACUCCACCGCGCUGGGGUGAGGGCCCUAGAACCGACGACCUCGGGCUGCACCUGGUUCUCCAGCGUGUACGGAGGCCGUCCAGUCUCAACGGAAUUCCACCUGAGUGACGCGUACUGGGCGGAGAACAUGGUCCAGCCGGUGCUGUUUGCAGAGGCACUCACUGCAGCCGUCACCACGGGUCUGCCCCUGGACGUGGCCGUCGAACUUGGACCGCACCCAGCACUCCAAGGUCCCGCGACGCAGACCGUCGCGGAAGCGAUGCAGAGGCCUCUUCCCUACCACGGCACGCUGGAGCGUAAGAAGAGCGCCAUGGAGGCGGUCUCUGCCUCUCUGGGCUUCCUGUGGUUGUACCUGAACACGUCGGACAUCAACCUCCAGCAGUGCCAGGUGGCCCUGGCAGGCCAGAAGCAGAAGCAGAAUCAUCCUGCCAUCAGCCAGGGGCUCCCUACCUACCAGUGGGACCACAGGGCAUGGCACUGGCACGAGUCCAGGAGGUCGAGGAGGAUGCGUCUUCGUCAAGACCCGUUCCAUCCGCUGCUCGGCCACGCCUCGCCGGACAAUGCGCCUCACCACCUGCGCUGGACCAACGUGCUCAAGCCCACGGAGCUGCCGUGGCUCACGGGGCACCAGGUCCAGCAGCAGAUUGUGUUUCCUGCCGCCGGCUACCUGUCGACGGCGUUUGAGUCGGCCAAGGCCCUGGGCGAGGGCAAAGGGACCAUCCGACUCAUCGAGGUCGACAACUUCCACAUCCACCAGGCGGUCGCGUUCGAGUCGGAAGACGCCAGCAUCAAGGUCUCGAUUGAGCUGAGCCAGGUGGCCCAGCCUAGUCCCGGCACGGUGACGGCGCUUUUCUCAUACUCAGCAGCGCUCGGAUCCCAGGCAACCGACCUGGCGCUGGCCGCCCGUGGGGAGCUCAAGGUAUACCUGGGCGAGGCAUCCCCGUCUCUGCUGCCGGAGCGUGUCAAGACGCCUCCUUACCUUCUGCCCUGCGCAAAGAGCCGCUUGUAUCGCUUCAUGGUGAGCCUCGAGUAUGACUUCGCUGGUGGCUUUCGCUCGCUCGACCGUAUCGAGAGGAACCUGGGCAGAGCAACGUGCCAGGCCAAGAGGGCCAUGACCGACGACAGCAGCUCCGUCAUGAUCCAUCCCGUCGAUCUCGACGCCGCGUUCCAGUCAGUGAUGCUGGCCCGCAGCUACUCCGGCGACGACGAGAUUCGCACUCUGCACCUCCCCGCCAGCGUGUCCAAGGACCAUCGCACGAACACCGUUUCUGGCUUCUCGGGCUCCGUCACGGUGUACAGGGCCGGCUGCUGCCACGCGGCUGUGCAGCUUGACCACGCUAGCUUCAAGCCCGUGGGCUCGGGCGGCGGGGACGCGCCUCGCAAUGUUUUCCACAAGAUGCCCCUGGUGCCUCGUGCCCCGGAUGGCGUCAUCGCCGCCCAAGGCAUCUGCGUGACCGAGGACGACGUGCUGAUCCUGAGGACCCUGAGUCGACUCGGAACGUACUACUUGCGCACGUUUGAUGAGCAGGUGCCCUCCUCGGCUCCGAUCCGGUUGGAGGGACCCUUGCGCUUCUACUUGGCUUAUGCACACCACAUGACACAGCUGGUCAGAGACGGCAAGCAUCAGUACGCCGAGAGGGCGUGGCUGCAGGACAGCCUGGAGGACGUCCAGGCGGAGAUUCGAGAGCGAGGGUGA
Emericellopsis cladophorae is the source of this 1788-nucleotide messenger RNA. Its product is annotated as putative polyketide synthase. The transcript has 2 exons. The annotation marks the transcript as partial. The record is from RefSeq and is a predicted model, not a curated record. Gene Ontology annotation, biological process: secondary metabolite biosynthetic process; fatty acid biosynthetic process. Gene Ontology annotation, molecular function: fatty acid synthase activity. NCBI's taxonomy places the organism in Eukaryota, Fungi, Ascomycota, Sordariomycetes, Hypocreales, Bionectriaceae.